AGUUUCUACCACUCCAAGUGCAAGUCUCUUGAGUUAUAUAGAUCGACCAGCUGAGACCAUCCGCAGCCUGAUUGAAAAAAAAAAAAAGAAGAUAAACAGAACUCUUCGUCGUCUCGGGCCUCCCAUUAACUUUGCCUCCUGUUACUUAGAUUCUUUCUUGAGCUUUAGGCGAUCAUCUCGGUCCCCCGAACUGCUCUGCUACCCAAAACCACAAAUGGUGCUACCAAAACGUGGCCACAGAUUUUUCAAAUUCAGAACUAGUGAUAAUAAUAAUACUAGCCCUUUUUCUUGCCAAAGCUCCACUGCCGAUCAUUUCAGUUUUUAAGCGAAAUUGAGCUUUCAGCCUCUCCUCUUGUCGAUCUGUUUAACAAACAUCCACCUACAAGUACUCUAUCCAUUCUUAAAGUCUACUUCUACAAUCAAGAUUUUCAAGACCGGCGGCGGCGGGAGGUAUACUCAACUGCUCAAGAGAUCGAUCGAGAAGGCAUCCAUCGUCCAACUAAUUAUUAUUGCUAGUGCACCAACAUACUAGUAACAUCUGUUCUCCCUGUCCGGACCCCCCGUUGCGUUAGAUCCCACCUGUAACAGUGUGUUGCACUCAACUGAUCAUUGCCCCUCCUUUUCUUUUGAACUUUCUGAUUAUUUCUUAGAUAUACACGUAUCUCGCUCCCCAGAAGGCAAGCCAGCGAGCAAAUGUUCUGUCAGGAAUACGAGUUUUCACGAGAUCGAGUGGUAGGUAUGGCUUGGAUUAUGCUGAGAAUUGAUUACUCCAGGCUGUUUUGGCUGCUGUUUGGCGUCUUCUCUUAUGAAAAUCACGAAGGAAAACCACGGAUCAUCUAGCACCCGCCUGCCUUUCUUUUCCCAAAAAAACCAAAAAAAGGCAAAGCAUCUGUCAAUAUUUCAAAUUACGACGUACUCUAGAUUGCAACCUACUAUACGUACAGAUUCCCAAUAACAUUAGAAGAUUGAUCCUUUGUACUGUUAUCUAGUCUAAUAACCAUGCUCAAGUCACGGUUGGUGGAACCACCAAUUCUUGAUGCCCAGUCGCCUGCCGCGUACGCAGAAGUGGAUCCAUCCGGCACCGGACGAUAUGGUCGCUUUAGAGAAAUUCUGGGUAAAGGAGCCAUGAAAACGGUGUACAGAGCAUUCGAUGAGGCCCUGGGAAUGGAGGUGGCUUGGAACCAGGUGAAGCUCAACGACGUCUUCAGGUCACCUCAAGAGCUGCAGCGGCUUUAUUCCGAAGUACACCUCCUCAAGAAUCUGGAUCACCCUUCCAUCAUGCGAUUCCACGCUUCUUGGAUCGAUGUUCACCGCAGAACUUUCAACUUCAUCACCGAAAUGUUUACCUCUGGCUCCCUCAGAGAGUACAGACACAAGCACAAGCGAGUAAACAUGCAAGCAGUAAAGAACUGGGGUCGCCAAAUCCUGGAAGGCCUUGCUUAUCUGCAUGGUCAUGAUCCCCCGGUGAUCCAUAGAGAUCUCAAAUGCGACAACAUCUUCGUCAACGGCCAUCUUGGCCGGGUCAAGAUUGGUGAUCUUGGGUUGGCAGCCAUACUUCGUGGCUCCCAUCACGCGCACAGCGUCAUAGGUACACCCGAGUUCAUGGCACCUGAAUUAUACGAAGAAGAUUACGACGAGCUAGUGGACGUCUACUCGUUUGGGAUGUGCAUGUUGGAGAUGCUCACUUCUGAGUAUCCCUACAGCGAGUGCUCCAAUCCAGCUCAAAUAUAUAAGAAAGUCACUUCGGGAAAGCUUCCAGGUGCAUUCUACCGGAUUCAUGAUCCCGAAGCCCGGAGGUUCAUAGGGAAAUGCUUGGAGACGGCUUCCAAAAGGCCAUCUGCACUUGAACUCUUGAGAGAUCCAUUUCUUGCUUAUGAUCGAGAAGACGAGCUGCUGGAGAUCACAGGAAUACCGUGUUUGAUGCCCUGUAGUCCACGCAGACGAGAAGAAGUGCUGCAAAUGCCAUCGACUUUUUGUGAUCAGAAAAGGAGCACCAACAUGACGAUUACUGGGACCUUGAACCCAAAAGAUGACAGCAUCUUUCUCAAAGUACAAAUCUCUGACAAGGAUGGUCAAGCUAGAAACAUAUACUUCCCAUUCGAUAUUUCCAGCGACACGGCAAUGGAUGUAGCAGGAGAGAUGGUAAAGGAAUUAGAGAUAACAGAUUGGAAACCAAUUGAGAUUGCUGAGAUGAUUGACGAGGAGAUCUCCGCUUUGGUUCCGUCCUGGAAGGGAUGCCCACGGGGUUUCCAUCAGCAGCGGCAGCAUUCUUUCAGAUAUGACCAAGAGGAUGACGACGACCACCACAGCACGCUCCCACCAUUUUAUUCUCUUUCCUCCCAACAUUCUUCCUCCCAGGCAUCUCUCCCUGGUCUUUUCCCUUCUGGCCUCCCUGACUGGAUUCAAGAGGACUUGAGUAACUAUGAUGAUGCCAGUAGUUCUCAAAGCUCUUUCAACUCGAACAAACUCUCCAACUUGUCUUAUUUCUCAGACCGCGAAAUGAAUGGUUCCACAUUCAGUUCCAAAACUGGAGAGCCACAAAUAUUCAUGGGCACUGCUACCACUACUACUGGCAGCAGCAAAUGGACAACAAGGUUCUGUCCUGAUCAAAACAACAUGAGCAAAUAUUGCACCGAUGAUGAUCGCAAUCUAGGGAUGCCAAGGGUUCGAUCGCUAGUAGAUAUUCGGAGCCAAUUGCUGCACCGAUCCCUCGUGGAGGAGAUCAACAGAAGGCGAUUGUUCAAAACUGUUGGAGCUGUUGAGAAUAUUGGGUACCAUGAGCCGGGUGGUUAUGACUUCUUUCCCGGAAAUGCAUCAGUAAAGAGUGGUGAUGGGAGAUAUGUUAGAAAUGUUUCAAAGCAAGGAUUUGAAUGGUAGGGUUCCAUUCCAUUACUGAUUACCCGUACGUAAGUGCCUGUUUGGAGGAGGUGUCCAAUCUUUUUUACGACUUUAUUUUCUUUUGAUGUGUAUUAGUAAUGGAUGGGAGUGUCCAAACAUAAACGGAUGUUUUGGUUUGAUAUGAAGCUCUGAUACAAGCGUUCAUAAAUUCCUAAUUA
Messenger RNA from Coffea arabica (coffee), 3056 nucleotides. RefSeq names its product probable serine/threonine-protein kinase WNK5. Gene Ontology annotation, molecular function: protein kinase activity; ATP binding. Lineage: Eukaryota; Viridiplantae; Streptophyta; Magnoliopsida; Gentianales; Rubiaceae. The record is from RefSeq and is a predicted model, not a curated record. Gene Ontology annotation, biological process: protein phosphorylation.